This is a messenger RNA of Mesocricetus auratus (golden hamster), 5276 nucleotides long. RefSeq names its product potassium voltage-gated channel subfamily H member 8 (gene Kcnh8). The record is from RefSeq and is a predicted model, not a curated record. Gene Ontology annotation, biological process: potassium ion transmembrane transport; regulation of membrane potential. Gene Ontology annotation, molecular function: voltage-gated potassium channel activity. The transcript is spliced from 16 exons. The coding region runs from base 488 to 3799 and encodes 1103 amino acids. Gene Ontology annotation, cellular component: membrane. Lineage: Eukaryota; Metazoa; Chordata; Mammalia; Rodentia; Cricetidae.
GGGAACAAAGGGGUCUUUGUUCCCAGCUCCUGGGGGGCGGGAGUUGAGCUGGCUAGCAUUUCUCCUCGGUUUCUCAGCGUCGCUGGGGCACUCCAGGCUCAGCCCCGCAGUUUCCCCAGGUGGGGCGCCGAGCUCCAAGACCCUAGAGCUCAGGUCAGGGCGCGGCGCCCCGGGCCACCGUGGGCUUUCGCAGGGUCUACGGAGAGACGCUGGGGGUGUCCGGAGGUGUCACUGCAGGAGAAGGAGGGGACGAAGCCUGGAAGAAGGCGGGUUCAGAGUGCUGCUCUGGCCUGGGCUCGGCGACCGGGGAGUAGCUCCUUCUGCUGUCACCCUCCCCACUUCCUUGCCUGGCCCCAUCCUCUGCACGCCUUGGCCCCCCGCCCCUGCCGUCAUCACGCUCCCGGUGGCUUCUCCUAGCUUGGUACUUUCCCGCAGAGCCAUCCUUCUGGACAAACUUUGAUGGGGAAUUUCACACCGAGCUGGAAAAAUGCCGGUUAUGAAAGGAUUAUUGGCUCCGCAGAAUACCUUUCUGGACACCAUCGCCACCCGUUUCGACGGAACACAUAGCAACUUCAUCCUGGCUAAUGCCCAGGUGGCAAAGGGGUUCCCCAUAGUCUACUGUUCCGAUGGCUUCUGUGAGCUGUCUGGGUUUGCACGAACUGAAGUCAUGCAGAAGAGCUGCAGUUGCAAGUUUUUGUUUGGUGUGGAGACCAACGAGCAGCUGAUGCUUCAGAUAGAAAAGUCCCUGGAGGAAAAGAUAGAAUUCAAAGGAGAAAUUAUGUUCUACAAGAAGAACGGGUCUCCGUUUUGGUGUCUAUUGGAUAUUGUUCCUAUAAAGAAUGAGAAAGGAGAUGUUGUCCUUUUUCUGGCCUCAUUCAAAGAUAUAACAGACACUAAAGUGAAGAUUACUUCAGAAGAUAAAAAAGAAGACAGAGCCAAAGGAAGAUCCAGAGCGGGGGCCCACUUUGACUCAGCCCGGAGACGGAGCCGAGCUGUCCUUUAUCACAUCUCGGGACACCUGCAAAGAAGAGAGAAGAACAAAUUGAAAAUAAACAAUAACGUGUUUGUAGAUAAACCAGCAUUCCCAGAGUAUAAGGUUUCUGACGCAAAAAAGUCCAAGUUCAUCCUGCUGCACUUCAGCACUUUCAAAGCUGGCUGGGACUGGCUCAUUUUGCUGGCAACAUUUUAUGUUGCCGUGACAGUACCUUACAACGUGUGUUUCAUUGGCAAUGAAGACCUGUCCACAACUCGGAGUACAACAGUCAGUGACAUUGCAGUGGAGAUUCUUUUCAUUAUAGAUAUUAUUCUAAAUUUCCGAACAACUUAUGUCAGCAAGUCUGGCCAAGUUAUCUUUGAAGCUAGAUCUAUUUGCAUCCACUACGUCACCACCUGGUUCAUCAUUGAUUUGAUUGCUGCCCUGCCCUUUGACCUCCUGUAUGCUUUCAAUGUCACAGUGGUGUCCCUUGUGCAUCUUCUGAAGACUGUCCGGCUGCUGCGUCUUUUGCGCCUCCUGCAGAAACUUGACCGUUACUCUCAGCACAGCACAAUCGUCCUCACCCUGCUCAUGUCCAUGUUUGCUCUCCUUGCACACUGGAUGGCAUGUAUCUGGUAUGUCAUUGGCAAAAUGGAGAGGGAGGACAACAGCCUUCUCAAGUGGGAAGUCGGCUGGCUUCACGAGCUGGGAAAGAGACUGGAGUCUCCGUACUAUGGCAACAACACGCUGGGGGGCCCGUCCAUCCGAAGUGCCUACAUUGCUGCCCUGUACUUCACACUCAGCAGCCUCACCAGUGUUGGGUUUGGGAAUGUGUCUGCUAACACGGACGCAGAGAAGAUCUUCUCCAUCUGCACUAUGCUGAUUGGAGCCCUGAUGCAUGCCUUGGUGUUUGGGAAUGUGACUGCUAUCAUACAGAGGAUGUACUCCAGAUGGAGUCUGUAUCACACCAGAACCAAGGACCUAAAGGAUUUCAUCCGUGUGCAUCACCUACCCCAGCAGCUCAAGCAGAGGAUGCUGGAGUACUUUCAGACAACCUGGUCAGUCAACAAUGGAAUAGACUCAAAUGAGCUUUUGAAAGACUUUCCGGAUGAGCUGCGCUCUGACAUCACAAUGCAUCUAAACAAGGAGAUCUUACAGCUGUCCCUGUUUGAAUGUGCCAGCCGGGGCUGCCUCAGAUCUCUGUCUCUCCACAUCAAAACGUCGUUCUGUGCUCCGGGGGAGUAUCUGCUGCGCCAGGGAGAUGCUCUUCAGGCCAUCUACUUUGUGUGCUCAGGGUCCAUGGAGGUUCUCAAAGACAGCAUGGUUUUGGCUAUUCUAGGGAAGGGGGAUUUAAUUGGAGCAAAUCUGUCAAUUAAAGACCAAGUGAUCAAGACCAAUGCUGACGUGAAGGCACUGACCUACUGUGAUCUUCAGUGCAUCAUCCUUAAGGGUCUUUUUGAGGUCCUGGGCCUUUAUCCUGAGUAUGCACACAAAUUCGUGGAAGACAUCCAGCACGACCUCACGUACAACCUUCGAGAGGGCCAUGAGAGCGACGUAAUAUCAAGAUUAUCAAACAAGUCGGCGGUCUCACAGGCAGAGCCCAAGGGGAAUGGAAGCAUCAACAAGAGACUCCCAUCCAUUGUGGAAGAUGAGGAGGAGGAGGAAGAGGUAGAGGAAGAGGAGACCACCUCCCUUUCUCCUAUCUACACAAAGAGAUCCUCUGUUUCACUCAACAAAAAGAUUGGAAGCAAUAAGAGCUAUCUAGGUUUAAGCUUAAAGCAACUAGCCUCAGGGACAGUACCAUUCCACUCCCCGAUUAGAGUCUCCACUGCCAACUCCCCUAAAAACAAGCAGGAGGCUGACCCACCUAACCAUGGCAGACGGAAAGAAAGGAACCUGAAAGUGCAGCUUGGCAGUCUGAAUAGCGCUGGAACCCCAGAGCUCAGUCCAAGGAUUGUCGAUGGAAUUGAAGAUGGCAACAGCAGUGAGGAAACUCAGACUUUUGACUUUGGCUCUGAACAAAUCAGGCCAGAGCCCAGAAUUUCCCCUCCCCUUGGAGACCCAGAGAUCGGAAAUGGUGUUUUGUUCAUCAAGGCUGAAGAAACCAAGCAGCAGAUAAACAAACUCAACAGUGAGGUAACAACAUUGACUCAGGAGGUCUCCCAACUAGGGAAAGAUAUGAGGAACGUCAUGCAACUUCUGGAAAACAUCUUGUCACCUCAGCAGCCAUCAAGGUUUUGUGCCCUGCAUCCCACUCCGAUGUGUCCUUCCAGAGAAAGCUUGCAGACCAGGGUGAGCUGGAGUGCUCACCAACCUUGCCUCCAUUUUCAGACAGGUGGAGCACAGCUUUAUCGUGGUAAUGUCACCUCUGACAUCUGGAGUGUGGAUCCCUCCUCUUUGGGAAGCAGCCCUCAAAGAACUGUAGCUCAUGAGCAAAACCCAGCAGAUAGUGAACUGCGUCAUUCUCCAAAGUUUGAUUAUUCCCCAUCCCACUGCCAGGUCAUCCAGGAAGGUCACUUGCAGUUCCUGAGGUGCAUUUCCCCCCAUUCUGACACCACGCUGACACCUUUGCAGUCAGUCUCGGCCACUCUCUCAUCCUCAGUCUGUUCCUCACCAGAAGCAUCCUUGCACCUCAUUCUCCCAAGCAGAUCAGAAGAGGGCAGCAUUACCCACAGACCUGUGAGUUCCUUCAGUUUGGAAAACUUACCAGGCUCUUGGGACCAAGAAGCAAUGAUGUCAGCCUCUACAGAGCCCUUGGAGAACUUUCCAAUAGAAAUUGUCACAAGCACAGCAGAUGCAAAGGACAGUGAAGCCAUAAAUGUAUGAUGUCAGCACAUAGGGCAGCUUCUGAUGCCUAAACUGCUGCCGCAUGACAGCUCUAGUUUGCCUUUGGGGCCUGGAGUAGGCAUGGGGCCUAAGCAAUGUUGGGAAUUCUGCAGAAAGGAGGACAAGGGGCCAGGGAAAGGCAGAUCCACCUCUACACUGUAGCAAACAAUUUCUAGAUCUUAGAAGCAUCAACACUAUUAACUUACUGGUCUGUUUGACAGACUUUGGUAACCAUCCAAAGACCCUGAGGGUCUGAAUAGAUAGAGAAUCCAGACAAAGAGUUUGCGGGUUACUUUUAUCCUACAUGGCUUUUGUGAAGUGCAGCAAAGAUUUUUCCUGAGUGCCUGGCUGUCACUCCUGAACAAUAUUCAUAGCACUGUCGGCCCUUGGGGAUGCAUGGAUCCUGCUGAUCUCCUCCUUUUUGUGAAGGCAGAGGGACAAUUAUCACUGCAUGUCAUCUCCUAGACAAUCAGUAAAAUAGAGUUGGUGGCCAGUGGUUACCUAACCGCGCGUUAUUUGCCAUGUAAAUGAAAAUGUCUUUAUUUAUUGAAAAAAGAAGCUAUUUUUAUAACCUUGGUAUGAAAUAUGUAUUUAAACUAUUUAUAAAAAAAUGAAUGUUUUCAUUUUGGUAAAAAAAAGCUUGCUGUUUUAAGAAGAAAUGCACUGCUAUUAUGUAUAGUAAAUCAAAGAUUAUUUAUCAUUAACAGGUUGUAGUCCAAAAGUAAUCACCUUUAAUCUGCAUGCAGUUUAGAAAACAGGAAAAAAAUGUGCCCUCGCACUUCUGGGCUACCAAAGGACAGCGGGCUCGUAUUUUAUUAAUGAAGUAAAAACGUGGACUCCAUGUGGACUCCGUGAAGUGUGGCCUGGUAACCAAGAGGGCUCCUCUUCUCUGCUGACUCAUGGGAUGCUGUGGAGCCCAGCAGCAGCUGUGACUGUCAGUCCUCUGAACACUGCAUCCUGUGGUUUAAGAGCCUAAAAUGUGUAUACUGUGUGAUCACAACCGACACUGAGCCACACUCUGGGUUCCAAACUAUGAAUGUAUCCUACCCUGGCUCCCCAUUUUAGGAGAGGCCAUGGAACAAGGUACAUCUCCAAAUGAGGCUGAGACUUGUGGGUUAUGACUGCUGGGCACACUAGCCACUUACACUGUCCAUGGUACUCCAUGCAACAUUGAACCUUUGAAGUUAAAGUUCCCCAUGGGGUUGGUAACAGGAGAAAGGAAACUCCAGGUUACAUGGCUAGGAUGCUCACAGAUAGAACCCAGAAUGUUUCCAGUACUUCACAUACACCAACAUGCAAAUUCCAAUGCUAUGUUUGGCAAUGAUGUAAAUUAAAGCUGUGUACUGUGUUUAAGGAUAUUCAGGCCUUCAUCUUUUCCAAUUUCCCUACAAGUCUAUACUCUGGAGCUCUUCUGGUCUUAUACCCAUGAAAGAGGAUAGACAAUGCAGAAUUUCAUCAUUAAAAAAUAUCGAAACAA